AGAAGGCUCACUUUUUUUUAUUUGGUCCAUUUCCAUGUCGAGCAAAGCAGCAUCAUCGUCGGCUCCCAAGGCAGCGGCCGUCACGGGCGAGUCCAUUUUUGUCAACACGCACCUGUUCAUCAUCGAGCUGCUGUCGGACCAGGACAGGCUGGUUGCGUACCUGCGCGAGACCGAUCCUGCGGUCAUUGUGCCCAUCGUGGUGUUCCUCCUGACGCUGGUCUUCAGCUCGAGCAAGGGCAGGUCGAUCUCGUUCGGCGAUCGCCUCGUCGGCUGGUGGCUGCUCUUUAACGGAAUCCUGAUCCAUCUCUUCCUCGACGGAAUGGUCGGCUUCCUCAAGCGCAUGCCCUCGCUCUACGAAGAGUACGGCCGCCUCGAUCGCCGCUACCUCGAGCGCGAUCCGUUCGUCAUGGUCAUCUCACUGUGCGAGCUGGUGGUGUACACCCCGCUGUGCCUGUGGGCGUACCGCGCUCUGCACCGCAACGACGCCCUCACGCACCCGCUCAUCAUCCUGAUCAGCGCCAUUCAGUGGACCGGAACUUGGGUCUUUGCAGGUGCAGAGAUCUUUGCCGACUUCCCCAACAUUCCCGCAGACCUCAACCUCGAAUUCAAGAGCCACCACAUCAUCCACUUCUGGGUCUUGUUUGUGGCCGCCAACGCGCUCUGGACCUUCCUCCCGAUGUACCUCAUCUAUCGCUCGUCCGCCGCGAUCGCCAAGCGUCUUCGCGAGGCCGAUAAGCUUGCGAAAGACAAGUAGAGCAAGAAAACCUCGGGCAACCAAUUGCUGCUGCGAACACUUGG
Molecule: messenger RNA, 798 nt
Organism: Capsaspora owczarzaki ATCC 30864
Lineage: Eukaryota; Filasterea; Ministeriida; Capsasporidae
Exons: 2
Coding region: 35-754 (239 amino acids)
Biological process (GO): sterol biosynthetic process
Cellular component (GO): endoplasmic reticulum; membrane
Molecular function (GO): C-8 sterol isomerase activity; cholestenol delta-isomerase activity; steroid Delta-isomerase activity
Source: RefSeq, a predicted model, not a curated record